UUUUUCGUUUCUCAACAUGAUCGUAUUGGCUAGGAUGGUGGUCCAGGAUGCUCUUGAUGAUAACGAAAAGGAGGAUAACUAUACCUACUACUAGCUACCAUUGCUAACAGUCAUACCCAAAUCCAAUAGAAGCAAGAUGGAGGCUCUAAUCGACUGGAAUCUCAGUUCUGAAUUGUAUGACCGUGAAGAACAGCGAAAGUUGCUGACGGCUGCCUACAGACGACGAAGGAAGGCGGGUUCCAAGCCAGAACUCAUCCUUUUAACUGGCAGAUCCGGAGUUGGAAAAACUGCUCUAGCCAAGUCAAUGAAAACAUGGGUCGAAGAUGACUGGGGUUUCUUCCUGGCAGGGAAAUUUGAUCAGAUUCAGACCCCACAUGCCCCAUUUAUAGCUGCAGUGGAAGAGUUUGUCAAGCAGGCUUGUCUACGUGGAGACGUCGUGGUUGAGCCUAUAAGGAAGGCAGUCCUCCAGGCUGUGGCUCCCGAUAUGGAUAUUCUGUUGGAAGCAAUCCCAGGGCUGUCAGAAUUGAUGGAUGGUACCCAAAGCAAAGAUAUCAAUUGUCACGAAAAACUCCCUUCCGGGCCUUCCUUUGAAGUCGGGGUUGGUACAGAACGACAUGCAUACUUUGCUUCUGCAUUUUGCCGUUUUCUUCGGGCCAUCAGCAGCAGAGAUCGAAAUCUGGUAAUCUUGCUGGAUGAUCUGCAAUGGGCAGACCCAAGCUCACUCGAGAUCCUCAGCAGUCUUUUGAAUCCGUUGCUUCUGGAUACUAUGGAAGGAUUGAUGAUAAUUGCUACCUGCCGUGAUAAUGAGGUAUCUUGCCACGACAAUCUAUCGGUUUUGCUUCGGAAAAUAGAGGACAUGGGCACUGUCAUUACUGAGAUUCAAGUCCAGAACUUGUCCGUCAAUGCGCUGUCGGAAAUGGUUUCCAGCGUUUUGGACCUCAGGGUCUCAGAAUGUCUUCCAUUGGCCUACAUCAUUCACGGACAAACCGGUGGAAAUGUCUUCUUUGCCAAGCAAUACAUCAAGACUCUGCUGGAAGAGAACAUUCUUGCAAAGGACCCAUCAACAGGCAAGUGGAUCUGGGAUGAAGCAGCACUUCUCCUCACACUCCCGUCAGCGACCGACGGCCAACUGGAUGAAUUGGUAAUCCAACUGUUGGCCAGAAAAAUGAAAGAACUACUAGUUCCUACCGAUGUUAUGGAGGUGAUGAAGGUGGCAGCGUGUCUGGGGACCAAUAUCUCACGAGAUGUUUUGUGUCACGCGAGUGCCUUUACUCCAGCUCAGGUAUCCUUGGCGCUCGAUCUGGCCAAAAACAAGGGCUUCGUCACGUAUGAUUCUGAGAAAGGCACUGGGCAUUGGGGACACGACAAACACAGGGAAGCGUGUUACUCGUUGAUCCUACCAGAGGAAAAAGCAGGGUAUCACCUUGAGAUUGGAAGGUCGCUGCGAAAGCAGUGGCCCACGGAGACGGUGAAAUCCAACGUUAUUCUGAUUGUCGAUCAAAUCAAGUGCGGUCUAGCUCAUGUAGAGAGCAUCGAUGAAGGUGAACGGGAUGAUUGUGCCAGGCUUUUCCUACGUGCCUGCAGGGAAGCAUCGAAGGCUUCAGCAUUCGGCACAGCGCUUUCGUAUGCCGAGUUGGGUAUAGAGCUGCUGAACCCCCGUCCUUGGCGGGAUCAGUAUGGUCUUAGCCUUGAUUUGCACAGCACGGGGGCAGAACUCGCUUAUUGCACUGGAAAGCAUGACAUGCUGAAUGUUUGGACAAAAGUGGUGGUGGCGAAUGCAAGGUCUGUUACCGACAAGACUCGGGUCCUGAUGACACAGAUCGUUGCAUGUGGGUCAUUGGGCAAAAUACGGGAAGGCUUGGAUUUGACCUUGGACGUGUUGGGCAUGUUGGAUGAGCCUUUUCCGAGGCGCUUUGGGAGAAUUCGGGUUCUUUUGGAGUUGUACAUGACAAAGAGAGCACUCAGGAACAAAACCGAAGAAGACAUUCUGGCCCUUCCACAACUUACUGACCCACGAGUAUUGGCAUCGAUGCAGAUCAUCUAUCUGAUGUUCUCUUUGCUUGCAAUGCGUAACUUGGACGAAUCCGGACUGCCGGCUUUAAAGCUUGUCAACCUAACACUGAAGUACGGUCUGAGCCCUAUCGCGGCCAUUGCUUUCGUUAUGUACAGCGUGACUCUUGUAAGACUUGGAGAAGUGGAUGAUGCUGCCCGCUUCGGAAACUUGGCUAUCACUCUCUCGCAGAAGUAUCCUUCAAACCAGCUGGAGGCCAAAGUUCGUUACCUUUUCUGGGUCUCUAUUCAGACGGUGGCAUCUCCUUGGCGCUGUAUGCUUGGUCCGAUCAUGGACUGCCACCAACUUGCUCUCCGCAAUGGAGAUACCGAGAUCGCAAUGGUUUCAGUUGCGUUUCAUAAUCUCUUUCGGAUCUUCUUUGGAGAUCCAUUUGAUGAAGUGGUGACUGCCCUAGUGAAGAUCGAACGCCUUUGUGUUGCCUACGGACAACUGAAAGUGUUGACUGUCACAUCUUGUGCCCUUCAAUUCUGUAAGAAUAUGCAAGGGUGUGCAAGAGACGCAUUGAAGCUGACAGGGGAUUCCUUCAAUGAAGAGGAAAAGCUGGCGCAACUGAAAGCGGAGAACGUUAAGACCAUUGCGUCAAUCAUCCUGCACCUGAAGUUUAUGUUGGCAACUCUGCUGAACGAUUAUGAUGCAGCCGAUCGCCUCUAUCGCACAAACAAAGGAGGCUUUAAGGAUUUUCUGAUUCCAUUCUUCACCACCUACCACACGUUCUUGAGGGGUCUCGUCUCCCUCGAUCUCUCCAGAGUCUCGUCUGGCCGUGCAAGGUCAUCAAAGAUUGCGGAGGCUGAAAGGAUCGUCAAGAGGUUGAACUCAUUAAUGAUUCACUGCCCAAACAACGUAGUGAACAAGCUUCACCUACUCAAAGCCGAACAGGAGUUUUGUCAUGGCCGAUACUCAACCGCGCUGUUGUAUUAUGACAAGAGUAUUAUCUACGCCGAACGCGAAGGUUUUAGCUUGGAGCAUGCUUUGGCCUGCGAGAAGGCAGGUAUCAUGCUGCAAGCUGCCGGGAGAUGGAUAGACGCCAACAACUAUCUUACCAAGGCAUUGCAUCUGUAUCGAUCUUGUGGGGCUCAGCUGAAAGCAGAUCGAAUUGACAUGCUAAUCAAUACGAAGCAUAGCCUGCCGGUAUGAGAUUCGUCGAAGCAGAAGAGUUCUUAUCAUGGCAGAGCUAUGCCCUGCCACGGAGCAUCACGCCCAGCCACUCGAGUCGAGUCGGGGACAGCAGCAUUUCCCCUUACAAGGAGGCAAUCCUAUGGAUGGACUUUGUUGCGUCCUACAUUAGUUGCGCUGAUUCUGGAGGCAGAAUUACGGCUAAGCUUAAUCUUCUUCGCCUGACCACGGAUCAAUGCCAGCUAUCGUUCCUGACAGUUCGUUCUGGUUCAGAUCCAGCAUGUCCAUCUGUUCGCCCAGUGCCUGCCAUGUCUCCGGAAUCGGGCCUUCCAACUCGUUGUCUGCGAGUGUCAGUAGCUUCAAAAACGAUAAUUGGCUCCAUUCUGGAGGGAUUGUCCCUGCGAUAUGGUUUCGACUGAGAUCGAGGUCGAUAAGAUGACUCAGGCCCACCAGUUCGGAUGGCAGAGUACCUCUCAAAGAACUUCGAGUCAAAUUCAUGGAAACAACACGAUGCAAGUGAUUACAAUGUAAACCAUGCCAAUGGCAAACCUUUUUGUUUGUCUGGUGGAUCCAAUCAAUCCCACCAUCUUUCUUGCUGUGGGAUGUGACCCGAGUUGUACGCUUACUGGCGUCACUUGGGUUUGCGUUGGGGUGGGUGGCAAAAUAGAACACGGCCAAUGCGUAGUUUUCCAGCAGUGACCAAGCUGUAUCACUGGAGAAUUUGUCCAAAGUCUUGUCAAACGUCACGAUCCAUUCUAAGGCUUUGUAAGCACUCGAUUGCAGAUUGUAAAAGUCAUCUUCACUGCUUAACCCUGAUCGUA
Messenger RNA from Seminavis robusta, 4005 nucleotides. Lineage: Eukaryota; Bacillariophyta; Bacillariophyceae; Naviculales; Naviculaceae. The record is from the annotation of a GenBank genome assembly.